AGUGACCAUCAUGCACAUCUCAGUUGUUUGCCUCGUACUCACCUGGGGAUUAGGCCACAGUCACGCAGCCACAACCAUUCUACAUGGCAACGGCCAGUUGGCCAGUGCCGUUUCCCACCAGAGCUUCACCAGACUAUCGUCAGCGGAGCCACUAAUCCUCCAGUCCCAAAAGCAGUUGGUUGCUCCUUCAGCCAGGAUUGUCAGCCAUCACAGAGCUGCGGGGGAGCAGUUGGAGAGGUUCUUCCCGGCGGCGGAGCAGGAGGAGGAGGUGCAGCUGCCCACCAUCUCCGGUCAGACACCAGCCCACCUCACCUACGCCGCCCAUCCGGUGGUGCACCAAAUGCUGCCGAGGAUUAAGCCCGUGCGGAACAUUAGCUUCGCCUCUUUAGUCCCAGGACCCCGCAGUUUGCCCACCCAUCGCAACUUGUCACCAGUUUAG
Molecule: messenger RNA, 439 nt
Organism: Drosophila suzukii
Lineage: Eukaryota; Metazoa; Arthropoda; Insecta; Diptera; Drosophilidae
Source: RefSeq, a predicted model, not a curated record